AUGUAUCGCCAGGGGGCUCUCCCGCGUCCAACAUCUCUCGCCGUGUUCAGAAAUGGAACCAAGCAAUUAUGCUCAACACCUGGGCAUGAAGGUAUACGACAACCCGCCAUCCCGUUCAAAAUUGCCGAAUUGGUCAAAGGUCUUGUGCUGAGUUGGCCUUUCAUGACAAGGCACGAAGGUGUUGGCAUGAAAUACCCCUCACAAUGGCUAGAACAAUUCCCACUCCCACACUUAACUGUAACUGGCGUAGCGCAUGAUGGCAUGUCAGAUCCGCAAUCCGAUCACUCGCCACGCGCUAUUGGUUCAGAGAUAUACACAAGUACCGGCAUCAUAAUACUUGCGACUGUUGGUGGCAUCAAGAAACAAACAUUUCCUGAAUUCUACUCGAAUGCUUCAAACGAGACAAAAAAGCCAAGCCAAGAAAAAAAAAGGUCAUAG
Trypanosoma grayi is the source of this 438-nucleotide messenger RNA. RefSeq lists its product as hypothetical. NCBI's taxonomy places the organism in Eukaryota, Euglenozoa, Kinetoplastea, Trypanosomatida, Trypanosomatidae. The record is from RefSeq and is a predicted model, not a curated record. The transcript has a single exon. Bases 1 to 438 code for a protein of 145 amino acids.